AUGAAGCGUCAACGCAGCCCAGACAACUCUGCCGAGGAAGGCAGAAGUGCCCAAAAGCCCAAGGUAUCAUCGAGCGGCUCUAGGGAACCCCAAACUGGGCAAUCUGGCAGGGUACGUUUUAAGCUCCGCAUCUGGACGAGCCUUGGUUCAAUUCGCAAGGCAGAACUGAAUGACCCCAGACGGUCUCCUAUCGGGAGAGCGGGGAUAUCAGCCGAUUCAAAUAGCCUGCAGGCACCUUCAGGAGCCGGGACCGUAUCUCAAGUUAGAGCCAACGCUGGAGAAACCGCACAGCAACCCAUGGCGGCGGCCGCCAGAAGGGGACAAAUUUUGACAGAAGAGAGUCUUGGCGAAGAUGAUGAUGCCAGCGAUGACGAGGAUGACAAGAGCAAUGGCGACUUUCAAAUGUGGUUAGAAGAUAUUGGUGGCCAUGCUGCAUUGCAACCUCUUGGGAGCACUUCACCUCCUACUGAAAGGCCCCAAAUCGUAAGCUGCGAGGCCAGACUUAUCAGACGCGACAAAAUGCGCGCGUCAUUCUGGCAAGAAUUGGAGAAGCCAUCUUCAGAGACCUCGGAUCUUGCCUUCAACCUAUUCGAUCGAUAUGGACGCCUCGAUCGAGAGUAUUACGAGCAUGAUUUCAGGAAGGGUACCGGUGUUUGGGGUAAUGAGCUUGACAGGGGAGACUUGCUUCUGUUCGAAAGCCUUCAGGUCGGCUACGAGUGGCGACGACGUGGUAUUGGAAGAAAGGUUGUCGACGCUGUUCUGGAGAGAACGAGGAAGAAAGUUGAUGAGAAUACAGGCUUCUACGCCGUAGUUAGACCUGGUUUCCUUCUCUCAGAAUUUGAUCGAUCGGAAGAUUUUGGAGAAAGAGAGAUGAGAAUCGCUCAGAGUUUCUGGCGAUCCCUCGGCUUUCGCAGGGUCGAUGGCCUCAGACACAUUUUUCGGAAGCUGGAGGACCCCGCCACGGAAGAGGCAGAGUGUGUCAGCGAGCUGGAGCAGAACUUCCCAAAUGACCUCGAAGACCCCCGGUGGCUAGUCGUCGAUGAAAAGGGCAACACUGCACUUCACAUCGCCGCGAUGUCACUGAAACCAAAGCCUGUGAGGUUCAUCUUGUCGAAAGCAAGUCAGUUGGCCGCAGCGCGUAACAAGCAAGGUUACACUCCGGAAGAAGCCCUACGGAAUCGGCUAGAGCAUCGAAGAACAAGAGGACAAGAUGGGCGAAGACUCUUAGUAGAGCCCGACGAAUUCAAGGGCUUUGAUGCUCCAGCCAUUGAAUGCAUGGCCACUCUCCAGGGUACCAAUGCCUUUGAUCUCUCGACUCUGUCCAUUCUAGAUAUCGAGGCCGCUUCAUAUGCUACAGAGGAUCAAGUGCGAAGUGUCCCUCAAUUCGACAUUCCCGGAAUUCGGAACACCUUGAGACUCAAGUACGGUUGCACAUGUGGAAAAUGUAUUGGCGGCUUCUUAAGCCCUCGGAUGAUGUUUGCGCUCCAAAGUACAGCCAAAAUCCAGUACGGUUUGUUGACUGGUGGCAUCUACGAAGCAAGCGGACCAGAUUGGGUCGAGGAUAACGAAGAUUCCCUGAUUUACCUACCCGCCCGCGUCCGAGACAACUUGAGAACAAACAAGUCCAUGCGGCAAGGGUUUGCGAACAUGUUUGAUCACAUAGCUGAAUGUCUGUGCCGCAAAAGGAUUCCAUCGGAGUAUUCGGUCCUUGAGGUGCUUCGACUGUACCAGAGCGAGUGGCCUCCAGUAACGAAGAAUUUCCUCCAACGUGGAGGGUCUGUAGCGGCGGUGGCGAAUCUUGUGUUUAAGAGGACUAGGGAGGCUGAUGAGUGGGCCGGGGAUGGAUCGCACAGAGGUGAUUUCGGCGAGGAGAUCGAUGAGCUUCCCGAGUGUAGAAAUGACCACGAGUUCGGCUUUGUUAGCGCUACGUGCGGGUACUCGGAUAAGGUGGAAAGCCCGCCCCAUUACUGGCUGUCUUAUUAUUGA
Messenger RNA from Scedosporium apiospermum, 1986 nucleotides. RefSeq lists its product as uncharacterized. The record is from RefSeq and is a predicted model, not a curated record. The transcript is spliced from 4 exons. NCBI's taxonomy places the organism in Eukaryota, Fungi, Ascomycota, Sordariomycetes, Microascales, Microascaceae. Bases 1 to 1986 code for a protein of 661 amino acids.